UCAGAAGAAAUGGAUCUGGCAAGUUUGUCAUCACACAUUAGCCAACAACGUCAGAAUGUGGAGUUAGAGAAAGCAAAACAAUCGUUUACAGUUAAAACGGGCGUUUACUAUGAUACAAGUGGACAACGUCAUACCACUAAUGACCCUGGCAUUCAUUUUACGGAAGCCGAUCCGGUUAUUUUGCAGCUGGCUCAAACUGGCAAAGCAAUACCCGGCUCUGGUGUUUUAGAACGUAAACCUCUCAGUGAAUCACAGAAAACAGCCCUUUACAAAGCAAAAAAGUAUGCAAUUGAAUUGAGUUUGAAAAAUGUUAUUAUGAAACAGAGCAUGGUUCAUCAACAACAACGUGUUCAGAGUCUGCAACUCGCCGCAAACAAGGAGAGAGCCAUGAGUCUCAUGUGUCGAAUCUACAUUGGAUCAGUCUACUAUGAGGCAAACGAAGAUGCAGUGUCUGGGAUGUUCUCACCGUUUGGACCUCUUAAAAGUGUCUGCAUGACUUGGGAUAAUGUUACAGGUAGACAUAAAGGUUUCUGUUUCCUUGAGUAUGACAUACCCGAAGCAGCACAACUCGCUCUUGAGUAGAUGAACAAUGCAAUGUUGGGAGGGAGAACAAUUAAGGUGGGCCGACCUUCUAAUAUGCCACAAGCUAUGCCGAUCAUCGAGCAAAUCAUUGAGGAGUCUAAAAACUAUAGCCGAAUUUUCGUUUCCUCACUGCAUCCCGCUCUGAAUGAAAACGACGUCAGAAGUGUAUU
This is a messenger RNA of Symsagittifera roscoffensis, 752 nucleotides long. RefSeq names its product poly(U)-binding-splicing factor PUF60-B-like. Lineage: Eukaryota; Metazoa; Xenacoelomorpha; Acoela; Convolutidae. The record is from RefSeq and is a predicted model, not a curated record. Gene Ontology annotation, biological process: regulation of alternative mRNA splicing, via spliceosome; alternative mRNA splicing, via spliceosome; mRNA splice site recognition. The coding region runs from base 10 to 582 and encodes 190 amino acids. Gene Ontology annotation, molecular function: RNA binding. Gene Ontology annotation, cellular component: precatalytic spliceosome; catalytic step 2 spliceosome. The transcript has 2 exons.